UGUCAGUGAGAGCUCACUGAUUGUCUUCAUCAUGACCAUUAUCUCUCUGCUUCUGCUGGCCUCUCUGCUGCCAAACCUAACCUUCACUGCUCGUGUGGGGAUAGUGAACGGCACAGAAGCAAAACCCCACUCCAGACCUUACAUGGUUUCUAUUCAGGUUUUUGGGGAACACGACUGUGGUGGCUUCCUCAUCUCUGAUGAGUUUGUCCUGACUGCUGCACAUUGCUGGGAGAGAUCUCAGGUUCUGACGGUUGUGGUUGGUGCUCAUGACUUGAGGAAAAGUAAGAACCGCGUCGGAGUGAAGAACUACAUCCCACAUCCAGACUACAGAAGAAGUCCUAUUCGGAAUGACAUCAUGCUUUUGAGGCUAAAGAAGAAGAUCAAACUAAACAAAUAUGUAAAAUGGAUAUCAUUACCAAAGGAUGGAGAAGAGGUUAAUGUAGAUACUCUCUGUAGUGUUGCUGGUUGGGGAAGACUUUGGACUGAUGGACCAAUGAGCAGUCGUUUAAUGGAGGCCAACGUGCACAUAAUGAAUAACAGUGAAUGUUACAAGAGGUGGGGAGAGAUUUACUACUCUGUUUCACAGAUGAUGUGUACACAAAGCUAUGGUGGAUUCUGCAAUGGAGAUUCCGGGGGUCCGUUGGUUUGCGGAGACGCUGCAGUUGGUGUCGUAUCAUUUCGUUACAUUCAUCUCUGUAAUUCACCCGCGUAUCCUAAUGUGUACACUAAGAUUUCAUCUUAUCUUCCAUGGAUCCAGCAAAUCAUUAGAAAUGUUAAGUGACUACAUGAAAAAUAAAACAAGGAAGAAAUGCUUUUUAUUGAAUUCUUCCAUAAGGCUUCUUUCAAUAAAAGUAUCACAUGGAAAGCA
This is a messenger RNA of Puntigrus tetrazona (Sumatra barb), 868 nucleotides long. Its product is annotated as mast cell protease 1A-like. The record is from RefSeq and is a predicted model, not a curated record. The coding region runs from base 32 to 781 and encodes 249 amino acids. Gene Ontology annotation, biological process: proteolysis. Lineage: Eukaryota; Metazoa; Chordata; Actinopteri; Cypriniformes; Cyprinidae. Gene Ontology annotation, molecular function: serine-type endopeptidase activity. The transcript is spliced from 5 exons.